GCUACAGAGGCCAUAUUGAAAUCUAUGAAGUCGGCUUACACUUUGAUGGGACUCCGUCGAUUUGGGAGUGUUUAAAUCGCUCUCCCACAUUUAUACCUGUGUAAUUUUACCAGACAUUUCGCUUAAGUCUCUGCCUGCACUAGAAGGCAAGUUGUCUCGUCUAUUUAGCGGAAAAAAAUGAGUCCAACUGAUGCUAAACGCGGAGCUAAACGCAGGAAGAACAAGCGGGGCGGUGGCAGUAGCUGCAGUAAUGUCUGCAACACCAGCAGCGGCAAGGCCGGGGUAGCUCCGGCCUUAGGAACAGCGACACCUGAAUCUGUGGUCAGCUUUUUAACAUCUGGCAAUACAGGCAUCGGGAACAUGGGUUCCGCCACAGGAAUAAACGGAGAGGUCAAAGUGAACAACAGUGUUACUCCACAGUUUAAGGAAGGACCAGUGAAUGUUGACUUCUCCGGAGUCCUUCAGACUCCGUUCACGUUCGGCCUGAACCAGCGGGCGCCCUACACAGCCGGUGAUCGCUGCCUUCUGUGUCGAUGCGAGCGUAAGGACUGCGUGGUGCCUUCAGAGGCAGGCAUCUUGGGCCAGAACGGUACAACACAGCCCACCAACUCAGCCAAUGCCCUCCAGCUGCCUUUGUGGGUAUGCUCAGACUGUAGACUCACAGUGGAGAAGGAAGAUAGACGUACAACUCUGGAGCAGUCGUUAGGGAGUCAGGACUUCCUGUUGCACAUGCCUGUUGGUAAUGGAAACCUGACCCCGGAGGCAGCCACAGUGGACAGACUGACCACCGCUGCGCCAACCUUACCCAUGCUCCCUGCUCCGGACCUCACCACACCUCURUCUUCUGAUGCAGUGUGCAGCUGUGAGGCCUGCAACGAGCGGGGGGAGAUCUCUGCAGAAUCAGAGAGAGAGUCGCAGCAGCUGCAGAACCACUGGUCGGAGGUUCGCUAUCUGGUGCGUUGCAUCUAUCGUCAAACUGGAACGUCACUUGCAGAUGACCAAGACCAGCCUCUGGAGAAAGACAAAGAGGGCAUGAAGGAACUGGUGGACAGGCUUUGCGUAAAAGAUCCGUAUCAGCUCUACCAACGGCUGGAACAGCAGGCUCGAGAAUAUGUCUUGGAAAUGAAGGUGCGGUUAUUGAAGCACCUCUCUGCCAGCUCCAAGACUGCAGGAGCACCAGGGACUGUGGCUGCAGCUCAGGGUCCUCCUCAGGCCCACCAGUUCAUAUCGCUGCUGCUGGAGGAGUACAACGCCCUCUGCCAAGCUGCACGCACCAUCAGCCGCUUCCUGCUCACCCUGGAAAAUGAGCACCUCCAGAAAUUUCAGGUGACGUGGGAGCUACACAACAAGCACCUUUUUGAGAAUCUGGUUUUCUGUGAACCAAUCUUACACAACAGUUUACCAGCGCUAAUUGCACAGCUGAGACAUGGUACAGCCUCUCAUGAUUCAUAUAAUGAAGACAUGUACCGGACUCUGUUGGAAAGCUACCAGCUGCUGGAACAGGAGAUGGCUUCAGUGGCUGCUGAGUGGCAGGAGUGUGAGAAGAGGAUCGAUGACUACGUAGAUGAACAGCUGCUUUUUAAGGUGGAGGGUCAGAGUCUUAACAACCAAAGAACAGAGGCGCACAAAUCCUUGGUCAGCAAAAAUACUUUGAAGACAAAGCAGCGAAUGCUGAAAGAGGACUGGGAGUUCUUUAAGCAGAGAAGGUUUAUAGAAGAACAGAUACCCAACAAUAAAAAGACAUCCACUGCAGAUAACAAUUUUACAGACACUAUGAGGAUGCUCUCGUCUCGUCUUAAUAUUCCAGACUGUCCAAACUGUAAUUACAGAAGAAGGUGCACAUGUGACGACUGCAGUCUGUCCCACAUUCUAACAUGUGGCAUCAUGGACUCUCCCAUUGCUGAGGACCUCCACAUAAAGCUGCCCUUGCAAGGGGAGCCACCCCGGGACUACCUGCCUGAGGUGCACCCUCCCAGUCUGUCCUCAGGUAGUUCAGCUUCGGGUUCAAACUCCAGUUCUCCCAUCACAAUCCAGCAGCAUCCAAGGCUCAUCCUGCCUGAAGGGGAAGUCAACACUUUCAUCAGUGAUGAUGACGAAGUGCCUCCGUUGUCCAGUAAAUUUGAGAACAUUUACCCCUUGAACCGUUAUGAGGACAACAGCGUUGUGACGUCUGCUGUGAACGGACUUCAUAACAACCUCAACGGGAAGGGUGGAAAUAUGACGCUGAAGGGAGGGUCUCCUCACAUUACCAGCAGCAGUAGUUCGUCAGAGGGUGACGAAGAGGAAASUAAUGGCGAGGCCAGCGGGGAGCCCCCUGGGAAACAGGAAAAGCUUUCCUCAGGAAAGACCAACAGUCCUCCACCCUCUUAUAACCACCAGCAGGUAGGACAGGUCCAGCAUGCCUGCGAGUGCCAUGUGUGCAACCAGGACCCCGGCUCCUCCACCCCGAGCCCUGCCACAUGUCUGCCCCCCAGUGGGCUUCAUGCCCUGCCUCCCCCAGCUGUCGGACACCAGUUCUUCACAGACACCAAGGCUCCCCCCGCACACCCUGCCUUUCACUUGUACCCACACAUUCACGGCCACCUGCCCUUACACAACUUCUCCCGUCCCCUGCUCCACCCAACACUCUACCCACCCAGCCCCCCUCUCACACACAACAAGCCUCUGUCCCCAAACCCUACAUCAAACCACUCAGCAGCCAAGCAGCCAGCUCUCAGCUCAUCACUACCUGAUCAUGUAUACCAGAACUGCUGUGGCGGUACGAGUGCAGCAGGUGACUGUAAUAGCUCACUGCAGUGCCUCUCUCUGAAGUUUGAAAAUCUGUGGGAUGCUGUUGUGAUGAAGAGCUGGAAUUCCUCUGUGUUGUUGCCCGAAUGCCUUCCAGGUGACAUGCUUGGACCACCCCUCCCUGAUGUUCCCCUGCCCCCAGCAUCCUCCUCUGGCCCCCAGUUGGAGCACACCUCACUGUCCAUGCCUCUGUCCACCUCCACCUCCUCCUCCUCAUCGCUGUCAUCCUCUUUAUCAUCGUCGUCRUCAUCCUGCUCCUCUUCAGAAGCCAAAGAGCCGAUGAAGACAGGCGCCAAGAAAAAGUGUCUCUACAAUUUUCAGGAUGCCUUCUUAGAGACCAACCGUGUAGUGAUGGCCACCUCUGCUGCCACAUCGUCCGUGUCCUGCACUGCCACCACUGUCCAGUCAAGUAAUAACCCACCCAUCCACCUCGCUUCUAAAAGACCCAACUCCAUAGAUGAUGUAUUUCACAGUUUAGGUAAAGAGGACCACAGACAGCCCACUUCAGUCGCCCCUAGAAACAGUUCCACAGGGCUGACUUCUCUCCCUUUGCUCUCGAGCCCCGCUCUACCACCUGCACCCACCUCACACCUCCCCAUCAUGGGUUCGCAGCCCUUUCCAAAGAUGGCCWCUCAGGCCCCAGACUUUGUGGAGACCCACCAGGGUCUGUGCCUCCCACCUCCAGAACCUCCUGCCCUUUCGACGGAUGGUCCUGCCAGCGCACCACCGAGUGUCUGCAGUGACCCUGACUGUGAGGGCCAUCGCUGUGAAGGAAACGGGUCGUAUGAGCCGCAGCCUUACGAUGGAGAGGAGAGUCAAGAUGAGGACAGCUGCUCCGAGCAYAGCUCCUCCACUUCUACUUCAACCAACCAGAAGGAAGGAAAAUACUGUGAUUGCUGCUACUGCGAGUUCUUUGGACACGGAGGGCCACCAGCUGCUCCGACCAGUCGUAAUUACGCAGAGAUGCGGGAGAAGCUACGCUUGCGUUUGACGAAGCGCAAGGAGGAACAACCGAAGCGUGAGGAGCAGCAACCAGUGAUCGAAAGAGAUGUAGGGGUGGAGGACCACAGGAGGGUGGAGGAUCUCUUACAGUUUAUCAACAGUGCUGACAAUAAACCUUCUACCAGUUCCAAGGCAGCCAAACGAGCCAGGCACAAACAAAAGAAGGUGGAGGAGAAGGCCCGUUUAGAGGCUGAGGCCCGUGAAAGAGAGGAGCAACAGUUGUUAGAAGAGCAACAACGACGACGGCGACAGGAAGAGGAAGAGGCACUUCAAAAGGAACUGCUACGGCUGCAGGAGCUGCAGCACCAGCAGCAUCGUGUUGCCAAGAAGAAAAAGAAGGAGAAAGCAAAGGAAAACACUGCUCCUCCUCAAAAUAACCCACAACCUCUCAGACAGUCAGCCCAGAACGUCUUAGAUAACCUUCAGAAUGGAAAGUCACAGCUGCUUCAAACACUUCUUCACCUCCCAGACCACAKGGAGCCCAAACUCGAGUCCUUGCCCCAACCCAACUCACAGCACAGCUCAAAAUGCACUGCURCAAAGGGUGUUUCUAACGAGACCAACAUCCCCAGCACCACAGCUUCCCUCCACAAUGGGACAUCUUCUGUUGAAGUCAACAGCAAAGCUAAAGCCAAGCAGACAGGAAAGGGGGUUACUCCUGAGUCUGCUGUAAAAAUAGUCCAAGAAUUGGCUAAAGGUCCUGGAACGACAAAGACUGCUAAUGGCAUCGCUCCCACCACUACAACAGAUACCAAAGCUAUGCGAUUCGGACCUGCUGAGACCCCAGCUUUGCCCCCAACCACGGAAGCGUGUAGGGAGGAGAGGAGUAAUACCAAGUGUAGCGGUGGGAAAAGGCAGCAGCAACCCCUUACCCAAAUAAAAGAAGACAGGAUAAGUCCCCCUGUGUCGAACCCUUCUCCCUCUCCCCCUCCAGCCUCUCAGACUGAGACCCAGCAGAACGGCAAACCCCCCAGUGCAGAGUCACCUCAGCCCAAAGGCAAGACUAAGAAGAGCAAGAAGAAGAAGGGGGACAAGAUGAACACAUCUAUAGAUGAUGUGUUCUUGCCCAAAGACAUUGACCUAGAUAGCACUGAAAUGGAUGAGACUGAGAGGGAGGUGGAGUAUUUCAAACGAUUCUGUUUGGACUCUGCUCGUCAGACCCGUCAGCGCCUUUCCAUCAACUGGUCCAACUUCAGCUUGAAGAAAGCUACAUUUGCUGCACAUUGAGUGCUUUGGCACCUAUCAGAACACAAAUCAGUUUAACAUCUAUACAAGCCCACCUCCAACCCCUCYGUCCCUGCCCCCGUGACCUCGGCCUCACAGACGUUUUCUCUGGCUGUUCCCAGAUCGCACCCACGCUGCCUUGCUUUGUUCCUGUCCCUGUGUGGUAACACCACACAUCCAUCUGGACUGAUCCACCUGCAGAAAUUAAAUUAAAUAUAGCAAAAAGAAUCACAAAAUGCUCCUUGAUUAUUUUUUCGUGCGUGCUUGUGUGCUUUUAGUCAUAAGUUGGAUGUUUCUUUUGACUGAACUAGCCAUGGUUUGAAACUUGUUCUUACACUGGCUUUACCUGCAGUCAAAAGAUGUUCAUUAUGUCUGGAUGGAUUCCCUUCUUCAAAAUAAAGAAAAUAAAUAAUGGAAAUUAUAAAACAAGAAUAUUAAGAAUUAAAGCUGUAUUUGAGAUACUGUGGCUUACGAUCAUGUUCUUCGUCUAGUCCAAACGACUGACAAGGGAAUGGGCUCGGUCUGCUGGUUUCCACCUCCCCCUGCCCCCACCUCCUCCACCCUGUUUCACAGAAAGGAGGAGGAAGCUGUAAUACUUGACAAUUUUCUCUUUGUUUUACGUUCUGUUUAACAAACUGUUCAGUAAAAGUGUAUCAGUUACAGAUUUAUUUUUUUGUUUUCUUUUCUUUAUUCUGACAUGUAGCCGACUUGUAUCAGAAUACUUUCAGAGUUGGAAAAAAAAAGAACAGUACUCACACUAUUGGUCUGUUAUAGAGUGUAUAUUGUAUUAACACUGAAGCCGAACUGGCUACUUUUAACAUAUUGUUAAGUAAUAUUAAAUCUUGUCUUUCUUUUUUGAAAGAUGGAAUACAGUA
Molecule: messenger RNA, 5888 nt
Organism: Austrofundulus limnaeus
Lineage: Eukaryota; Metazoa; Chordata; Actinopteri; Cyprinodontiformes; Rivulidae
Gene: fam193a
Product: family with sequence similarity 193 member A
Exons: 23
Coding region: 178-5016 (1612 amino acids)
Source: RefSeq, a predicted model, not a curated record